AUGAUAGAACUUGUAACAGACACACAGCAGGCGGUAGAAAGAGCUAAGGCGGAGUUAAAGAAACGGAAGCUGGAGGGUGGACCAGUCGUGACGUUUGAGGCAGAGGGACAAACACGCCCAAAGAAGUCAAAGAAAAAAAUGCAGGAGUACGAGCAAACUGAGUGGAUUGAUAUUCGACCAGUAGGGAGUACGGCUCAUGGUGGGGUCAUUGAAUUUAACAUUUCGGGUGCAUCAACACAUUAUUUAGACUUGAGUAGAACUCGUCUUUUAUUAAGGGUAAGAAUUUUAAAUGAAGAUGGUUCUCCCCUGAAGGAGAAAGAAAAAAUUCAAGAUGCAUCAACAGAAGACCAAUAUAAAGAGGCAAUCAACAAUGAUUGGAUUCUAGACCAUGGUCUUGCUCCCCACAAUUUGAAAAUGGAAAGAAGGGAUGAGAUUUUGAAAAUUCUUUUCAAGAAUGAGAUAUAUUACAGAGUGCACAGUGAAAUUUCCCAGUUUACUGAUGGGCUGGACCAGGUUGGGAACUUUGCUAAAGCUAUUGCCAAGGCCCCUGAGGCUUUGGAAUGUCUGUCUGUAGCAGGCAAAUCAUCACGCUUGAUGUUUGGUGGACUGAGGAAACUUUAUGACAUAGAGUUCAGUCCAGCAGGAUCAAACAACCGAAGGAAAGAAGAUGAAGUUAUUUACUGCUUUGAAGCAAUGUGUGCCGACUGUGAAGCUAACAUUCUGGAAGUUACACUGAAUGAUUUGCUUGCAUUUUGGACGGGCGCGGCUGAAGUUCCUCCUUUAGGAUUUGACAAGAGAUUGAAAAUACGCUUUAAACACCAACUCCGAGUUGCACAUACAUGUGAGUUGGAAAUUCAUCUGUGGAGAGGAUAUUCUGAUCCUGAUAAUUUUAGGGAUGAUAUGGUUAAAGCCAUUCAAUGGGGUGGAGGAUUCUACCUAGCAUAAGGAGUAUGGUGUUAUUUUAUU
Messenger RNA from Saccostrea echinata, 966 nucleotides. RefSeq lists its product as uncharacterized. The transcript has 5 exons. The record is from RefSeq and is a predicted model, not a curated record. Gene Ontology annotation, molecular function: ubiquitin-protein transferase activity. Lineage: Eukaryota; Metazoa; Mollusca; Bivalvia; Ostreida; Ostreidae. Bases 1 to 945 code for a protein of 314 amino acids.